AGGGGGGUAGGACAGUGUUGUGAACCGUGGGGUGGGAGAGUUUCGGUGGAGCUUUUGGAGUAAUUCCCCAGCACAGACGUCGCGGAUCGUACAGCGAAAAGGUGAGUGAAGAUGGCCCGUACUAAGCAGACCGCCCGUAAAUCCACCGGAGGGAAGGCGCCGAGGAAACAGUUGGCCACCAAGGCCGCUAGGAAGAGUGCGCCCUCUACUGGCGGAGUGAAGAAACCCCAUCGUUACAGGCCAGGAACCGUGGCUCUGAGAGAGAUCCGCCGUUACCAGAAAUCCACUGAGCUGCUGAUCCGCAAACUGCCUUUCCAGCGUCUGGUGAGAGAAAUUGCUCAGGACUUCAAGACUGACCUGCGCUUCCAAAGUGCUGCCAUUGGUGCCCUGCAGGAGGCCAGUGAGGCAUACCUGGUGGGUCUGUUUGAGGAUACCAACCUGUGUGCCAUCCAUGCCAAGAGGGUCACCAUCAUGCCCAAAGACAUCCAGCUGGCCCGCAGGAUAAGGGGCGAGAGGGCUUAGAGAAGAGCCUCAUGCCUAGCCUCUGAAACGUGUAUCAUACCUUAUUUACCACUUUUUGUGGACACUUAUUUUAUCCUUCCAGUUUUUAAGGUGUAAUUUAAGAUUUUUACUAAUUGUCAAGUCAUUCCACAAAUCUAACUCAGGAUGAGAGCGUACAGCCUGUGGCUCUGGCACUAGUGGGGAUAUCUUGGAGUGGGGAGUAUGCUGCAUUCUCGCCUAAGACCAGUGAGAUGACUUUCCACAUCUGCCUUCUGGGCAGAUUGGUUCCUGUGAUGUUUAGGUCAGUGUGGCAGCAUAUCCUGCUCACUUAAAGAGAAUAUGGCAGCUACAGUUGGUUAUUUAAGUUCCAACAUGUAACACUAAUUGGCAUGUAAAUGUUUCAGUUGACUGGGUAUUUGUAUUGCAGAACCAUGCUAUUAUUUUUGUAGUUCAGUUAUUUUCCUAUGAAACUGCUUUGAUUGUGAAGCAGAGGGCUUGGUUUAUCUUUUGGGUUUUCCUUGUAAGCUGUAGUAUUGCAGUUACCCUGGCUCAGGAGUGCCACUGUGUUAACUGCUCAAGAACCAGCAGUUCUAGCCCCACAACUCAUGAGCCCACUUGUGCCCUGAGCUCUAUUGGGUUCUUGGUGUUCUGAUCUUGGUAACAGGCUGGAAGUCUUCAUAUGCAAUACAGACAGCAUUGAUGUCAUGGAGGGGCUCCCAGAUCUGGGGAUCGACCCCCCCCCAGCUGUUUUUUUUUUUUUGUUGCAGCUGAGCUGUUGGAUCAUGUCAAGCCUACAGCAAAAUUGGCAGAAUUUGUAUUUUUGGUAUUAAAGAAGUUUUGGCUGUUGCCUUUUUUUCAUCUGUUGAGUUUAAUAUGCAACUCAUAAGUUAUGUUGAUUUUAAAACAUUGCAAAGUUUCCAAUGUGGCAACUUCCUCUAUCUUAAGAGCUUGGUAGGAAUUGAGUACUGCUGGUGUGUGGUGGGUGCUGUCGGCACAUGCUGGAUCUUCUAAUCCCCGAUGGCUGAGCUCCUUUCACUUGCAAUAAUCCCACUCUGACCAGUUAGUUCCUCCCUGUACAGAAUGGGAGACUGGUUACUUGUGUCACUGAGAUGGUUAUUCUGUGCGAGCAGGCACCUUGAAUAGUCCAGCCUGCUUUUUGUAUUCUUUUUUUUUUUAUGUAAACCUUGGCAGCUACAGUUUAACACUAUUUAUGAUGUUCUGUUGUCACAUUGUAGUAGUCUUUGUAUUAAAUGACUUUGCGAA
Messenger RNA from Lepisosteus oculatus (spotted gar), 1764 nucleotides. RefSeq names its product histone H3.3A. Gene Ontology annotation, cellular component: nucleus; nucleosome. The record is from RefSeq and is a predicted model, not a curated record. Gene Ontology annotation, molecular function: structural constituent of chromatin; protein heterodimerization activity; DNA binding. Lineage: Eukaryota; Metazoa; Chordata; Actinopteri; Semionotiformes; Lepisosteidae.